GGUAUUGUAUUAUUGACUGCCUAUGACCAGCAACCCAGCCGGCGGGGCUAGCAACAAUCCUGCAGAAAAUAACCAUCCCGUGCCCGACUGUUGCGGAGGCCUCGGCAACGUCGACUACUCCAAGAUGGACUUGAAGGUGUUUCAGGAAGUCUUAAAAUAUGUCAACUUUCACGAUUCCAACUUCCACAUUGCUGUGCUUGCAAUUAUUUUCAACCCGCUGUUCUGGAAUUUGGUAGCAAGAUGGGAGCACCGGACACAGAAACUCUCCAAGAUGUUUGGAAGCCCCUACCUCGCCUGUUACUUCCUGGGCUUCGUUAUCCUCCUCCUCAAUGUGUACCGCAGCCACAGCAUAACUGUAGUGAUGAGGACCCAGGCCAGGUGGAACAUACUCGACAGGAAUGAGGUCUUUAACCUGGGUGUGCUUCUCAUAGCUGUGGGCUCUCUGCUUGUAGUAAGCAGCUUUCUCGCUCUGGGAUUCACUGGGACGUUCCUUGGUGAUUACUUUGGCAUUCUGAUGGAUGAGAAGGUGACGGGCUUUCCCUUCAGCCUCACAGAGAACCCCAUGUACUGGGGCAGCACUGCUAACUGCCUUGGCUUGGCACUUAUAGGUGCAAGUCCGAUCGGUCUUGUCUUGACUGCAAUCGUAGCCCUGGUCUACAAGAUAGCAAUACGAUUUGAGGGACCUUUCACUGAACAAAUCUAUCAGCAGAGGACGCGCAAAGGUAAAUAAUCGCAUCCUGUUGGGUUGUGGGAGGAUUCCCUUCUGAUCAAGAGGACCUCAAGAUUGGAUUAUUGAUUAUUAAACCACUUCCAGUAAGAAGCUUCUUACACUCUUCUAUACAGUGACCGUUGCAUAGUUUGUUUGUUUUUUAAAAUGUAAAUCACAUUUUAUUGUCAAAGGUACGCAUGGGAAUGUUUAUUAAUACUGUAGAAAAGAUUAAAACUCCAAAUUACCUAUUAAUGAUGCAGCCAGGAAGCCUUUCCAGUAGAAUUUUAAAAAAUGAGUCAAAAUUAAUUUUCUCAUGGAAAGUUGAAGUGAAAUAUUUUUCUAAAAACAAUAAAAUGUAAAAAUAAAGAGUAAUCAAGACUGUGAAGAUAAAAAAAGAAGAUACAAACUGGGUUUUUUUGGGUUUUUUUAUUUCCUUUUUUUGUAUUAGCGUCGAUAAUUAAUUGUUGAGACUGUCUCCCAAGUUUUAAGGGUGUUGUAAAGAUCAUGGUUUUACAGGGUGAAAAAAAAAAAAGUAUUACAUGGUUUGCAGUUUCUUUUGCACGCCGAGUUUAGAAGAAUUAAGAGUUAGGAUUAAGAGUCCAAAUUUCCAGUGCAUUAAAGCUCUUCUUUUACAGAGCAAGCAUGUGCUGUACCCGCAAUAUAUUAAAAAGAUGCUCAUCUGUUGACCCUUAGAUAAGUACACACGCAUGAAUAUAUCCCUUCACACUGGAGGUGGUGUUAA
Phycodurus eques (leafy seadragon) is the source of this 1451-nucleotide messenger RNA. It is a transcript of the gene pemt, whose product is annotated as phosphatidylethanolamine N-methyltransferase. Gene Ontology annotation, biological process: phosphatidylcholine biosynthetic process. Lineage: Eukaryota; Metazoa; Chordata; Actinopteri; Syngnathiformes; Syngnathidae. Gene Ontology annotation, molecular function: phosphatidylethanolamine N-methyltransferase activity. The record is from RefSeq and is a predicted model, not a curated record. The transcript has 7 exons. Bases 23 to 730 code for a protein of 235 amino acids.